GAGAGAGAGAGACCCAACCAUAAGGAGAGAAGUGGGGAAUAAGACAACAACCGAAAAGGCAGAUAGUGAUACAUAAAAAUUAAGAGCAUGGCGUAUUAAGAGGAGGAAAAGCAGAGACAAAUCUGGAUUUCUCACCAGAAAGGGAACGAGAAUAAAAGCAUCAGCAUCGCUCAACCACUUAAGGACGUGGAUGAAAAAAGAGAGAGGGAAAGGGAAAAGAAAGGAGGAAAAUAAUCAGAUCACUUGUUUUUUUUCAUGGUCCGUGUGCGCACUUGCUGUUGGUGAGAGUGUACGUAUGUAUGUGUGCAUAUGGGAAGAGACUGCAUUGCUGUUCACUAGCAGAGGCAUCAGGAGAGAAACAAGCUGAAUCCCUCUUUUUUUCUUUCUCUCUCUCUCUGUUUCUGUAUUGCACUGUGCGGCAGGAGCAUGUUGGGUGGGUUGGGUACAGACGACAAGCUGAGCCAGCCAGAAGAGAUGGAUCUGUAAAGCUGGAAAUGGUGUCGGAUCUGGCCAGCGGCUGACUGUUAGCUGUGUUACCUGGGGUUUCUAGGUGGAGCCUGGUGGUGCUCAGCUGCCAGGGAGCGCUAAAGAGUGGCUGGGAGAGUGCCGGCGGUGGGGCCCUGUGUGGAGGGAGGGGGAAAGAACCCAAAACCUGGAGAAGGAGGGUUUUCUGCAUCUGUGUCAGCAGGGAAGUCACAUGGCUGGCAUAGGCCUUUUCCCAUGUGUGAGCUGCGGCUGUAGGAGAUUGGACUGGGAGUGACAGUGAACCACAGCUCCAGGAUAAUGGUCUGAAGAGGCUCCCGCUGCUCCGGCCUCACAGGAGGGACCCUACACUCUGGGGGCUAUUUUUCUUUUUCUUCUUUAAGUCAACCCAGGGGAUUUGUAUGUGUGUCUUCCUCCCCCUCACACCUCAUCAUCACCAACUCCGACCCCAACUGUGUUUUUUCUUUUUUUGAGAUUUGGGGGAUUUGCCAAAACCUAUUUCAUGCAUGUCCACUGGGGGCAGGUUCAACUUUGAUGAUGGGGGGUCAUACUGUGGCGGGUGGCAGGAAGGCAAAGCCCACGGCCAUGGCAUCUGCACUGGGCCGAAGGGCCAAGGCGAGUACUCAGGGUCCUGGAGCCAUGGUUUUGAGGUGGUGGGGGUGUACACCUGGCCCAGUGGGAACACCUACCAGGGCACCUGGGCGCAGGGCAAGCGCCAUGGGAUUGGGGUUGAGAACAAGGGCAAGUGGGUGUACAAGGGGGAGUGGACAAGUGGAUUUAAGGGACGCUACGGCCUCAGGGAGAGCACCGGCACCAGCGGGAAGUACGAGGGAACCUGGAACAACGGUCUUCAGGACGGAUACGGUACGGAGACCUACUCUGAUGGAGGUACGUACCAGGGCCAGUGGCUGGGGGGGAUGCGACAGGGAUACGGCCUGCGGCAGAGUGUGCCGUACGGCAUGGCAGCCGUCAUCCGCUCUCCGCUGCGUACCUCCAUAAACUCCUUGCGCUCGGAGCACAGUAACGGGAUGGCUCUGCUCCCGGACCGGGCCGGCGUGGCGUGCGUGGGUGGGAUGGGCUCUGCUGGCAGUCCGGCCGUGUCGCGGGGGGGCUUCGUGCUCACGGCACCCAGCGAGGCAGAGCUGCUGAAGGGCAAGAAGAAGGGUCUGUUCCGAGGUCGCUCGAUCCUCAGUGGACUCAAACUGAGGAAGUCCGAGUCCAGGAGCUCUCUAGCCAGCCAGCGCUCCAAGCAGAGCUCGUUCCGCAGCGAGGCGGGCAUGAGCACGGUCAGCUCAGUCAACUCCACCAUCAGCCUGGGAGAAGGCGAGGCCGAACUGGCCGCUGCCGAGGAUGAUGUGGACGCCACGGCAACAGAGACCUACUGCGGUGAGUGGAAGAACGACAAGCGCACAGGCUUUGGCGUGAGCCGGCGCUCGGACGGCCUGCACUAUGAGGGGGAGUGGGUGGGAAACAAGCGGCACGGGUACGGCUGCACUACCUUCCCUGACGGGACCAAGGAGGAGGGCAAGUACAAGCAGAAUGUCCUGGUGAGCGGCAAGAGAAAGAACCUGAUCCCCCUCAGAGCCAGUAAGAUCAGAGAGAAGGUGGACCGGGCUGUGGACGCGGCCGAGAAGGCUGCAGACAUCGCCAAGCAGAAGGCUGAGAUCGCCAUGUCCAGGACAGCCCAUGCACGAGGGAAGGCAGAGGCGGCCAUGGGAGCAGCCCAGAAGGCCCAGGAAGAGUGUCGCCUCGCCAGGAUCACGGCCAAAGAGUUCUCCCCCUCCUUCCAGCACCGCAAAAACGAGGUCCAAAGGCCAAAACAUCAGAACUCCAGUGAGAACGACAUUGAGGUGGUCUCCAGUGGCACAGGGCCAGACAGUCCUGAACUCUACAUGAAGGGCACUACACCCCCAAACUUGACCCCUGACCUUAGCCCUGAGGCCAGCCACCCCUCCUCGCCCCCCUGCAGCCCUACCACCACCAAACCACACUGCACCAAGAACGCUCGCUUCCUGCGGCAGAGUGCUGUGGACGAUGCUGGGUGUGGUGGCGGUGGGGGAGGGGGCAGUAGUGGGCAGGAGAUCCAGGUGCUGAUGGAGGGGCGCGGAGGGGGGGAGUACCUUAGGGCCAACAGCUGGAGCGAGGACAAGGACAAGCACUCUUAUAAAGGGGGCAGCAGGGGGGGCAGCUGGGGCAGAAAUCUCUCUACCACCCCCUCUGUCCAAGAGGAAGCCAGGGGCAGCGGGCGCACAAAUGGCCACGGCCACAAGCACGCCUCCUCCAAUCACAAGUCUCGAGAGCAUGGUUCGUCCAAUCACAAGGCCUCCAGGGACCGGUGGUCGGACUGCCCAUCAGCAUCGUGGAGGUCCCAGCGGACGCACAGCAGUGACACACGACUGCUGGAGCAGGAUGAGGAGAAGCUGAGCAACUACGAGAUGGAGAUGAGGCCACUGCAGCCGAUGGACUCCAACUCCCAGAAGCCCUAUGGGCUGGGAGAGGAGGGCCAUGGUCACGGGGGCGAAGCCCACUCCCACACGCUGCAGAGACAGCGGCCUAGUAAGAGCCGGGAGGCCAGGGAGGGCCGAGACAUGGAGGCGGCACGGCCUUCAGGGGCGCGGGAGGGUAAAGAGGGCAAGGAGGGACCGGCCCCAGACUCAAUGCAAAAGAUAGACAGUCUGCGCAAGGAGGACAAGCUGGAGGCUAGGCCUCUGCGCAGGGAUCUCACCCUCUCCCCCCCACAGAAAUCCUCACCCAUUGCACUAGAACACGACGAUGACAAGAAACUGACCCAGCUCAAAGCAAACUCGAGCUCCAGCUCAAUUCUGGUCGUCAUGGUGAUUUUGCUCAACAUUGGAGUCGCAAUUUUGUUUAUCCACUUUUUUAUUUAAACAUGUAUUGCCUAUUGAUUCCUUUUAUGAUUAUACAUUAUUAUGAGUAUUAUCAUGACUAUCAGUAACCAGACCUUGACCAUUUGACACUUCUGUAAAGAAUAUAGUAAGAGGAUAAACAAUAUGGGGAUACAGAUGGUUCCCAAUGCCCAGAUUUCAGAUAAGCAGUUAUCUGCAAAACAUCUGCAAAACAUUUUGGAUUUCUCUCCCUGAAAUUACCUGUUCUUCUUCUUAAAUCAUAGUUUAAAAAAGUAUAAUUAAAAUAAUUAAUUUGCUCACAUAUGACAUGUUAAUAUAUAUUAUUUUGUAUUCCUUAAUUGCCUUUUCUCUCUGUUGAUAUUGCUGAUGUUCUUUUGAUUGAGUUUGUUUCUGGUGGUAGACUCAGAUGAGUGGUGGCACUGCCUGUAUGAUGGUGAAGUGGGUCAAAUGAGGCAGAAGAUAAUGUAUCUACUCUGGUUGUGACUGUGUCCACCUGACCUGGGUUCAAAUACUAUUUAAUAAUAUUUUUAAAUACUGUAUCUGUGCUUGAUUGAGCUUACCUGUUGCAGUGGAAACAAUAGAAAAGUCCCAAAAGUGCAAAACCAUGCCUACCUGCCAGUCGAGGCAGGCCCAAGCAAAUGCUGAAAGUAUUUGAAAGAUUUCAAGUAGUAUUUGAACACAGGUGUUGUCCACCCAGUAAUACAAGGUUCAAAGGGAUGGGAAACGGCCCCCUGUCCCCUGUCCCCUGUCCCCUGUCCUACCCAGUGCCCUCCGAACCCACCCCAUCCUCUACCCCUGCACAUAUCACCCUUCUGGCACGUUGUUCCCCUUCACGAUUAUAAGUUCAGCCUCUCACCACCCAUCCUUCCCCUUCCCGGUAGUCCACUCAUGACAUCACACAUAUCUUGUUACCCUCUUUUCCUUGUUUCAUGUAACUCUCCUUUUAUUUUAUACCCCACCGUGCUCCCCAAAUCCUAACAACCAACCAUUUCCACCAAGACUUCAUUUUGUUUCUUUCUUUCAUGAAAAUAUGAUUAAAUAAAAAUAGGGCUGCAAAACAACUUUUGCAACUACAGAAUCUGGUCAGCAACAGGACAUGUUUACAAUCUGAAAAACCAGGAUGACCAAUACAAAUUUGCCUCUAACAACUAUAACACCAUACCUAUCUAUGUUAGUAAACCGUUUGUAAAUUUAGAAACUUGGGUUACCAAGAUUGAAACAUGCGCUAGGAACUACUCUUUAUCAAGCCUAAUCCGUCCGCAAACGGAGUAGGAAUACUUCUGUCUGAAAGGACUUCAUCCAGGUCUCUAAUGUAAAAGAUUCUCUCUAUAGUCGACAACAAAAGUCUCUAAUGUAAAAGAUUCUCUCUAUAGUCUACAACAAAAGUCUCUAAUGUAAAAGAUUCUCUCUAUAGUCUACAACAAAAGUCUCUAAUGUAAAAGAUUCUCUCUGUAGUCUACAACAAAAGUCUCUAAUGUAAAAGAUUCUCUCUAUAGUCUACAACAAAAGUCUCUAAUGUUAAAGAUUCUCUCUAUAGUCUACAACAAAAGUCUCUAAUGUAAAAGAUUCUCUCUGUAGUCUACAACAAAAGUCUCUAAUGUAAAAGAUUCUCUCUGUAGUCUACAACAAAAGUCUCUAAUGUUAAAGAUUCUCUCUAUAGUCUACAACAAAAGGAAUCUUGAUCAUGAUCAUUGAUCAUGAUCUAAAGGAAAGAACUCUCAAACACACACACACACUGUACAAUUCCAUGUACACAACAGGUACAAUACUCAUGCACGUCUGUCCAGUGGAGUUAUUACACGCUAGAUUUGUAUAAAAUAUUGACAUUCCAACCAACUUCAUCAGUAUCUCUCUGGUCUUUAAUGUACAGGUUGAACUCCAUAUGAGGACUAUAAGGGCAUGACAUUCUGUCAGUUGUCAUCUAACUGCCCCUUUGGCCCCAACAGAGUCUCUCUCUCUUUCUCUUUCUCAUUACAGUAUAAUGACUAAAGGUUUCUACCCAAACCUCACCCCACACACCUGGUCUGGAGCCACUGGCUCCCCGUACAGUGAGAGACGGGUGUGCCCAAGUACAAGUUCAGAGACUGUUACGUUUCAAACUGCUGCUUUCAAAACAACGAUUUCCCAAGACAGAAAAAAAUCAUCAACAUGUUUAGCUAUUUGCAAGACGUCUGAAAAAACGCCAACUGCCUUGUUUUAUAAAGUAAGAAAAAAAAUAUAUUCUAAAAUGCAUGGUCAAGUAUGUUUUAGAUUUGUAUACAUUUUUUUUGAAUAAAAAAACAAAAGAAAAUAAAAACAUUUUAAAAUGUCA
Oncorhynchus nerka (sockeye salmon) is the source of this 5661-nucleotide messenger RNA. Its product is annotated as junctophilin-3-like. Gene Ontology annotation, biological process: regulation of synaptic plasticity. The record is from RefSeq and is a predicted model, not a curated record. The transcript has 5 exons. The coding region runs from base 990 to 3371 and encodes 793 amino acids. NCBI's taxonomy places the organism in Eukaryota, Metazoa, Chordata, Actinopteri, Salmoniformes, Salmonidae. Gene Ontology annotation, cellular component: plasma membrane; junctional membrane complex; endoplasmic reticulum membrane.